AUGGCUAUCAAAGGUCUCAAUAUCAACCUUAUGAUCGGCCUCCUAUUGCUCAUUGCAGGUAGUGCACACUCGGAUCUGAUCUUCAACUACGAGAACCGUUGCACUUAUCCGAUAUGGCUUGCAGCCAGCCCGUCAAUUGGUGAUGCUGAUCCCGAGCGUGGUCCGGGAACUUUAGAGAUAUUCUUUAUGCCCGAUCAAUGGACUGGUAGCAUUUGGGCUAGGACCAAGUGCACCACCAACGACUUAUAUUAUUUUUCAUGCGAAACUGGAGACUGUGGAUCUGGCACAAUAAAUUGCCAAAACCCACCACCUACUUACCCCGUCACCUUGCUCAAUUUCGAUAUUAAACAAUCAGUGGUCUCCUAUGAGGUGAGCUUGAACCACGGCCACAACUUGCCCGUCCGAAUCCAACCGGUUGGGGGGUCUCUAAUCGAUGGAGCCGGGUCGUGCCCUAUUGUAGAUUGUGUUGAAGAUGUGAGUAAUGUGUGCCCGGGUAACCUAGUGGCCACCAACAAGGAUGGUUUGUAUGUUGGGUGUUACAGUGCGUGUGAUGAGUUAAAAGAUCCAAAAUAUUGUUGCACAGGGAACUUUACUGGUCCACAAGCUUGCCAGCCUAACGAGUACUCGCAAAGGUUCAAGCAAUUAUGCAAACUAGCCCACACCUAUCCCGGUGAUAAUCAACCUCCGAUUUAUAAAUGCUCUUCUGCAACGGGUUACAAUAUUACCUUUUGUCCCUCGUAA
Messenger RNA from Juglans regia (Persian walnut), 741 nucleotides. RefSeq names its product thaumatin-like protein 1b. The transcript has 2 exons. Lineage: Eukaryota; Viridiplantae; Streptophyta; Magnoliopsida; Fagales; Juglandaceae. Gene Ontology annotation, cellular component: extracellular region. Gene Ontology annotation, biological process: defense response. The record is from RefSeq and is a predicted model, not a curated record. Bases 1 to 741 code for a protein of 246 amino acids.